UUUGUCCUGGUAGACUAAACCUAAUGGCUGUAACCCACAGGCUAAAGCUGCAAUGUGGUGCAAUGUUUUUUGCAUUGCUGGGAUGUGUUCUUACUUGUGUUAGCACUUUUGUGCCUCUUUGGAAAAACCUGAACCUAGAUCUGAAUGAAAUGGAAAUAUGGAACACUGGACUUUGGCAGACGUGUGUAGUGCAAGAUGAAGGCGGCAUGCAGUGCAAAGAUUUUGAUUCCUUUUUGGCAUUGCCAUUCCCACUCCAGAUGGCAAGGAUUCUGAUGUUUCUCUCGGAUGGUUUAGGAAUUAUUGGUCUUCUUGUUUCUACCAUGUGUUUGGAAUGUCUGAAGACUGGAGAACAAAAAAACAAAAAGAAACUAGCACUUCUUGGUGGGAUUUUACUUUUAAUUUCGGGUAUCACUGCUUUAAUUCCAGUUUCUUGGAUAGCUUAUGACACAGUCCAGGAAUUUUGGGAUGAGACAGUCCCAGAAAUUGUUCCCCGAUGGGAGUUUGGAGAAGCUAUGUUUAUGUGCUGGUUUGGCUCUUUUUUCCUAAUAUUUGGGGGCUCACUCUUGUUCUGCUCAAUGCCAUCUACAAAAGAACAACCAAGUGUUAAGUACCUGGAUGAAAAUAUCCCUAUAUCAUUGUAUCAACCUACUUCUGUACAAAGCAGAUGUUCUGAUCUGGUCAUCUAAACACCAUAGAACUCAGAAAACUUAUGGAAACUAGAACUUUAUAUUUAAAAGAACUUCUUGCAAACACAGUGAGGACAGCUUGACAGACACACUACAGAUUUACAUGGUUAUUUUAUGUGGACCUGUAUUCAUUUUAAUGUAUUUCAUUUUUUUUGUUAGCUAGUGAUACAUAUUAUACAUUCGCAUCAUUUUUGUAUUCUAUGUGGGUUAUAGUAACAAUGUUAUUUACUUACUA
Molecule: messenger RNA, 921 nt
Organism: Bufo bufo (common toad)
Lineage: Eukaryota; Metazoa; Chordata; Amphibia; Anura; Bufonidae
Product: claudin-22-like
Exons: 1
Coding region: 24-686 (220 amino acids)
Biological process (GO): cell adhesion; bicellular tight junction assembly
Cellular component (GO): bicellular tight junction; plasma membrane
Molecular function (GO): structural molecule activity
Source: RefSeq, a predicted model, not a curated record